AUGAAGUUCUAUAUCGAUGAUCUCCCUGUGUUGUUUCCUUACCCUAGGAUAUAUCCCGAGCAGUAUGCUUAUAUGAGUGAUAUCAAAAAGACACUUGAUGUUGGAGGAAAUUGUAUUCUUGAGAUGCCUUCAGGAACGGGCAAAACCAUCUCGUUAUUAUCCUUAACGGUGGCGUACCAAAUGCACUACCCGGAGCACAGAAAGAUUGUGUAUUGUUCGCGUACGAUGUCGGAGAUUGAAAAAGCGUUGAUUGAGUUGCACAAGUUGAUGGAAUUUAGAGCAAAGGAGUUGGGAUACGUUGAAGAUUUCCGCGGCCUAGGAUUAACCAGUAGAAAGAAUCUUUGCUUGAAUCCGUUGAUAUCGAGGGAGAAAAAGGGAAAUGUGGUGGAUGAGAUGUGUCGACGCGUGACCAAUGGCCAGUUGAAGGAAAAGAUUGAAAAGGGUGUUGUUACAGAGGAUGAUCAAUUGAGAGAUCCUGCAAAGUAUAGUCUUUGCUCGUUUCAUGAAAAGUUGUACGAUUUGGAUCCGCAUGAGCUUGUCCCGCUGGGCGUUUACUCGUUUGACGCGUUGAUCAGAUACUGCAAAGAGAUGGGAACGUGUCCGUACUUCACGGUUCGUAGAAUGAUUCCAUUCUGCAAUAUCAUUAUUUAUUCAUACCAUUAUCUAUUAGAUCCAAAGAUUGCUGAUCGGGUAUCGCGAGAGUUGUCCAAGGAUAGUAUUAUAAUAUUCGAUGAGGCGCACAAUAUCGACAACGUUUGUAUCGAGUCGUUGUCGUUGGACUUGACUGAGGAUGUAUUGAAACGCGCCACGCGUGGAGCAAACAAGUUGGCUGACGCGGUUGAGGAUAUGAAGGCACAGGAUAGUGAAAAGCUACAAAAUGAAUAUGAGCAGUUGGUUGAAGGGUUGCGCCAAGCGGAGGUGGAGAGAGAACAGGAGAUGUUUAUGUCGAAUCCCGUUCUACCGCAAGAUUUACUAGAUGAAGCUAUUCCUGGUAAUAUUCGAAAGGGUGAACAUUUCAUUGCGUUUUUAAAGAGGUUCAUUGAGUAUUUGAAAACGAGAAUGAAGGUUUUACAUGUUAUUAGUGAAACGCCAACAAGUUUCUUGCAACAUUUAAAAGAGUUGACUUAUAUUGACAAGAAGCCGUUAAAGUUUUGUUCGGAAAGGUUGUCGUUGUUGGUCAAGACGUUGGAGCUUACUGAGAUUGAGGAUUUCAAUGCUUUAAAAGAUAUUGCCACAUUUGCCACAUUGGUGUCCACGUAUGACACUGGGUUCCAAUUGAUUUUGGAGCCUUUUGAAACAGAGGGGAGCACCGUUCCAAACCCAAUGCUACAUUUCACCUGUCUUGAUGCUUCAAUUGCCAUAAAGCCGGUGUUUGAGAGGUUCUCUUCUGUGAUUAUCACAUCGGGGACCAUUUCGCCGUUGGACAUGUAUCCUAAGAUGCUAAACUUUCAAACAGUGAUACAAGAAUCGUAUGCAAUGACGUUGGCUAGGAGGUCGUUCUUGCCAAUGAUUGUUACCAAGGGGUCUGACCAGGUUUCCAUUUCUUCGAGAUUUGAAAUCAGAAACGACCCCUCAGUUGUGCGAAAUUAUGGAUCUCUAUUGAUUGAGUUUGCAAAGAUUACCCCUGAUGGAAUGGUUGUUUUCUUCCCGUCAUAUCUUUACAUGGAGUCCAUUAUUUCUAUGUGGCAGACCAUGGGUGUUUUGGACGAGGUGUGGAAACAUAAACUUAUUUUGGUUGAGACUCCGGAUGCACAAGAAACCUCUUUGGCGUUGGAGACAUACAGAAAAGCCUGUUCCAAUGGAAGAGGCGCAGUGUUGUUGUCAGUGGCGCGUGGUAAAGUUUCGGAGGGAAUUGAUUUUGAUCAUCACUAUGGAAGAACCGUGUUGAUGAUUGGUAUACCUUUCCAGUACACCGAAUCGAGGAUCUUGAAAGCGAGGUUGGAGUUCAUGAGAGACCAUUUUCAAAUCAAGGAAAACGAUUUCCUUUCCUUUGACGCCAUGCGUCAUGCUGCUCAAUGUUUGGGAAGGGUUUUGCGAGGCAAAGAUGAUUACGGGAUCAUGGUGUUGGCUGAUAGACGAUUUGCUAGAAAGAAGGCGCAAUUGCCCAAAUGGAUAGCACAAGCAUUGAAUGACUCAGACACAAACUUGUCCACUGAUAUGGCGUUGGCCACUGCCAAAAAGUUUUUGCGGAGUUUGGCCCAACCGACAAAUCCCAAGGAUCAGGAAGGGGUGUCUGUGUGGGAUGUCAAUCAACUUGAGGCGUACCAGAAGCAGUAUAAUCAGGGUCGUGUUAAGGAAGAGAAUGAAGAGGAUGGGAAGGUUGAGGAAGCGGGAGACGAGUUUAUGGAUAUUGAUGAAGAGGAUAUAGAUUUGUUGUAA
Molecule: messenger RNA, 2379 nt
Organism: Lodderomyces theae
Lineage: Eukaryota; Fungi; Ascomycota; Pichiomycetes; Serinales; Debaryomycetaceae
Gene: RAD3
Product: TFIIH/NER complex ATP-dependent 5'-3' DNA helicase subunit
Exons: 1
Coding region: 1-2379 (792 amino acids)
Biological process (GO): transcription by RNA polymerase II; nucleotide-excision repair; positive regulation of mitotic recombination
Cellular component (GO): nucleus
Molecular function (GO): hydrolase activity, acting on acid anhydrides, in phosphorus-containing anhydrides; damaged DNA binding; DNA helicase activity
Source: RefSeq, a predicted model, not a curated record